CGGAUAAACAGACUUCAAAGUUUCGUAGUGCUUGCAGCGCAGGAACACGCAGAGGGAGAGUCGGUGUCCGCGUGCGCAUGUUUGCCGCGAAUCUUACUUCGAAUCCUUAUACAUUUAAUAUUUUAAUAUUUCUGGUGAUACAUUUCUGGUGAAUUGCUAUUUGUCACAUGGUUUUGAACACUUUUCACGCAAUGUCAAUACUGAAAUAACAUCAUGUUGAAGUGACAAGUGAGAAAUGGGAAUAUAUCCUCCGGAAAGGCACGAAGAUGGAUGAAAUGGAAAACAUAAGUAUCUGCGAGACACCUUGCAUCACGAUAAACUCGAGCAAUCGCAGUUGGCACGACAGUGUUAAUGACAGUGGUUAUGUGUCUAUUACUCCGCAUUCUGGCGGGUAUACACCAAUAAUUUCAAGAUACAGGUCUAGAGUGAGAGCUACUCCAGAUUAUACAGGAAGAGAAACGGUGGAUAUAUUGGCGCUCCUUGGAGACAAAAGCAAUCAUUGGAGGAUAGUAUCUAAAAUAUUAUCCUUCCUUGGACCGCAGGAUCUUUGUUCGAUCAGUAUGGUGUCCAAAACAUGGAAGAGAAUCUGUAUGAACGAUUCUAGGGCCAAUACUCGAAGACUGAUCCAUGUAAUACUCAGACAGAAUGCUAAGGAAAAUCUAAAAUUAAUUAAAAAGUCAAAGAUGGAAGGAGAUAUUCAAAGCAGUCCUAGGAGCAGAUACGCCAGGAAAGGAUACUUGUUAGAGGUACAGAAUCUUCUCCAAGUACCAGGAAAUCAACUAUCACCUAGCAGUCCACCUGUUUCUCCCAGCAAAGUAAAAUUCCACUCUUUCGUCAAGGCUAGUCGUACACUCGCACCCUGGGAACAUUUGUUACCUUGCCCGAGGUGUUCAUUUCCCUGCCACGUGGACGGCGAGAAAAACGUGGGAACAUGUUCGAGGCAAGGUUGCUCCAUGGAAUUUUGCACCUUCUGUUCAUCGAGGCCACACACUGGUCCUUGUAAAACACCGCUAUUAGCCACACCGACCAAGAGGAAUAAACGGCGGCUGAUCAUUGGCUCGAGACAGAGUAAACGAAACCUCAGGAGAUUAUGAGCGCUUUCGUUGGAAAACGUCGUCGAUCGUCGGGAGUGUCUUAUUAAAUGAAUUUCAUCCAAAAAGAAAAAAAAAAAAAAGAAGAAGAAGAAGAAGAAAAAGAAAUCAUAACGCAUCUUUCGACGAAAAUUAAAUUAUAAUCUUGUUGCACAGUGCGAGCGCGCGCGUGUCGAGAAUUGCGAGGAAUAUUAUACUUGGGGAUUAUUUAACUGCUGUGACACGUAGUAUUUUAAAAAUCUAAGUGGUUCGCAACCGAAAGAAAGGAUCGAUUAAAUUGUGCGUCUAAAACGUGUGAAACUUAUCCGUAUUUUACAUUUUACGAAAUUUUAAAGAAACUUGUAACUUGUGAUUUGUGAAUCGUAAAAAAAGAUGGGAUAUUAAUGGUAGUAUAUUAUGGACACACACACACACACACACACACACACAGACAGAUACGCACAAAUAAUCGUCACACUAUAUUUUUAUAAAUCAGAGGGAUGGCGAUUCAAAUUAUUCCCCUUUUAUAACUUUUCUCGCUUCCGAACCACUUGCGAUAUUCGUUUAAUCGGGCAAGCAAAUGGAGGAGAGAGCAAGAGCUAGCGAACUCUUGGUUACUAAACAGCAGUCCAUCGACGUAAAAGCCACAUAAGACACGCCUUUUGGAUUGUUAUUGAUUCCGCGGUGAGUUAGUGGGAAGUCUAUGAAAUUUUAAAACGCGGUCUCACGACGUUGUUAAAUUCAAACUCUGCAAAUUGAAUAUCACCUGUUUAAGAAUCAUAAAUUCGCGAUGUGAUUGAGUUUUAGCUGCUGCGCGAUUAACUCGACUUUUACGUGGCUCUUAAAUUACAUAAUUGAGUCGAAGAGGAGAUUCGACGUAUCCCUGAAUGUUUUGCUUGGUGAGGCGGAGAAGAGAGACGGGACCGUGGAUCGUCGAUUAACAAUACGGAUAAGAAAUACAGAAAGAGAGAAAAAAGAAAAUACAUACGAGGAAAGAAUAUAAGAACCGAGUCGUAAAACUUUUAAGGGCAUGAGCCGACGCUUCGCGUCGACCACUUUUUACUCGGUUAAAGGCAUCGUGUGUCGCGACUUAAUGAAGCCAGUAAAGAGAAGACGGUUGGUUAGAAACCAAGUUGCACUCUUUUCGUCCGACUGAUUUUUUCUAUUUACGCAAACGCUCUUUCGUGACACGAUAACCGCCGAAAUAUAGUGCAGCGCGUCUUCUCUAGAACGCGGAUAUACCAGCUUUUGACUUUCCUACGAAUCGUUUGCCUUAUUAAUUAACUGGUUGUGCGUUUUCUCUGCCCCCUUCGCCGUAGUCUGCAGAGUUUCAUUCGUGACGCAUCGCUAACAAAAAGAAUAUAACCGAAUCAAGGUAAGAACGCCAAUUAAAGUAGAUCGCCGAAAGAAGGAUGUGGCCAACCGCUGAAUCGUAAUAAAAUGAAACGGUGCCGCUAAAUGUUGCCGGAAUGAAACUGAAUUUGUUCGUGUCUUGUUUUUAAAUAUUUAUCGACUCGAUGAAAGGGGACGGGGUUAUUUUGAUUUUAAUACCUUGACCAAAUAUAUCUAUGUUUUUAUGCUUUUAUUGCGAACAAUAAUCCGUUAAGAGAGUACAACGCGUUGUCCACGAAAAGACUCGACAAGCAUCUCAAUUGAUUAAAUUAUUUCUUUGUCUCUCGAUGUUUGUCAAUGCUUUUAUCGUAGUAAUGUUAUUAGAUAAAUUGAGAACAUUUAAACACGUUCGUCAGGCAGGAAAAAAAGCGUUUCUAGUUUCUUAAACUUUAUCCCUGGCUAAGUUGCAGAGCGAUAUAUAGUAGCCGGAAAUUGUUGACUAAUUUUUAGUAAAAUGUAUCUUGCGCAAUUUAAUCCCGUCUUACCUUACUGUUCGUCGAAUCGUAAUCCCUCGAUGCGCACGUUCUUUCUCUCUUAUCGCUUGCUCUCCUCCUAAGAUGCGAUUCUCUCUCCAAAGAGAACAUGGAAAUGUUUUAUCUCGCGUGUGUACGUAUUGCUGCUAGUCUUAUAAAAUACGAGGUCAAAAAGGGAUUGCCAUGACUCGUAAAAAGGGUCGCUCAAAAAGUAUUAUUGAAGUAUGUAUGUAGCUAUAGGAAUAGUAAGAUAACAAGUUGUAUGAGUCAAGUAUCGGGGGAUAAAGAGGAGCGGUAAUGACGAAAUCUUCUCGAUGAUGGAGAGUUACCUUUGAUCCUUUAUCGAUUGUAAUUUACCAUAUCUGGAAUUCAUGGAAUUUUUUUGAACAAAAAUUAAAGGUUGGUUCAGACGGGAUUGAAUAGUUUGCGGUCAACUAGCAAGUGAAGUCGAUAAUUUGUGGAUGAUUCUGUUUCAUUGUGGAUGAUUUUCGAGAAAAACGGAUGGUUCUUCAAGGGGGGGGGGAGGGGUAAGAAGAAGAAAAAAGAGCAACAUCGCUUUUAUCCUCGCUUCGUUUGCAGGGAUUAUCCACAGUAAAACGGUAUAAAUUCGGCUUUAUCCGCUAGUUGACUGUAAACUACUCAAUCGUGUUUGAGCGCGGACGGUCGAACGACGCGCUGUGUCGGGUCUCUCUCAAUCCGUACUAACGUACAUUCGCGUACAUACGCAGACAAGUGAUCACCAAGUAAUCAAGUCUUUUCUUUUCUUUUUUUUCUUUCUCUCUUUUUUUUUUUUUUUGCUCUCUGUGCUGCGAAUAGAGUCAGUUUAAAUAUCGAGCGAGUGAGACAGACCGAUGACAAUAUCGAUUCCCGCUGCGACCGAUAAACCGGCAAUGCAUAUGUAUAUGUAUAUGCGGUAUGUAUGAUUCUUCUUGUGACGCAAAAACAAUUUUGCAGUGCAAACUGAUCGGAAUUGACUCCGACUGUUAGAAUCUCAGGUUUGAUUUCCUUCAGUUCCAGCGGGUACAAUCUCCUUUUAAAUGAAGUUUUCGUCAAUAUUGCGCUCAGGGUUUCAACGUUCGAACCGGUACAAAAAACGAGGAUACACUUUUGUGCCAUUAUGUAAUUUACGCCAUAAGAAUUGCCAUAACGUAUGUUUUUUUUUCUUUUUUUCUUUUUUAAAUUAUUUUUAACGUUUUUUUCGCCCUUCUUGGGAGCCAUACUUUAUUUUUUACAUUGUUCGUAGUGUUCUAGUAGUAUGCCAUAUCGAUUCUUUGUACGUCCGUUUUAAUGUUCGAAUCAAACGUCAAUUUAUUUUAUUUAAUAUUUGUUCCCUUCUCUUUGUUCGUUCGAACGUUAUUUUUGUACCGGUGUAUGCUGGAUCGCGAAAGACUGCAUGUAAAUAACCAGCGCAUAGUAAUAUAUUCGUAUUCGGUUGAAUUUCGUGAUCGAUAUACAAAUUUCGUUUUUAAUCGCUCUCUUCCGAUAAAAGAAAUGAACAUUUCUUUUAAUCUGAUAUCUCUGUGAACCCAUGACAUAUAUGUAUGUAUAUAUAAUUUAUAAUAAGAUAUCUUCUCUAUUUUAUUUAUUUUCUAUACGAUCAAUUGGCCGUCAAAAGAAUAAAGAACAGAGACUAUUUUACCGAAAUUGAUACCGAUAUGUAUGAAGAUUUCAUUUAAUCGUAUCUCAUUCCAUAUGUUAUAUCGUGUCGUCAAAUCUUUGAUUGAUCUUAACGUUAACCAAAUGAAAUUUUAUAUUAAGUUUAUUACUAAUAAAACGAGUAUUGCGAUAUCGAUCACGAAAUCUCUACUUUGUAAACAGAAAAAGAAAGAUUUAUUAUAGUAUGACUCUUUAAGUAAAAAUCCAAAUAAUUUCUAUGAAAUGUCGUAAAAUGAUCCUGUGUUUCGUUAUUUUCAUAUAUGCAUUUAGUUCCGUAUCGUUUUGUCCAUGUAUGUAAAUGUAUUUUAUUUAUUACAAGAACAAAUAAUAUGUGUACAUUGAAACUUAUGCCGUGAAUUUAGAAAAUUAGUGGUGUGCAAAAAUAUCAUAACUUUUAUUUUAAUUAGCAAAGCGUGUAUAGCUAAUUUAUUAAAAAUUUUAUUAACAUCGAUUAAUAAUCAAUUGAAAUUAAAUAUUUUUAUUCUUCAUGGUAAAUAUUUUUUAAUCGCGAUACAGACGACUUGUUAUGUUCUUCAAAGGAAUUUUAAUUUCAUUGACAAUUUUAGAAAAAUUUUAUUGUCGCUUGUCGUAUUACCGUUUUAAAUUCAUUUCAUGUUGUAUCAUCAAAGGUUUUUACCGAAUGUAAGAGUAAACAGUGAAAAGUAAAGUAUCGUUUCUGUUCUAAUUCCUCGAUUCAGUAAAACAGUGUUGUUUCACGGAUGUUGAAAUGUUCUAUAAGAUCGAGACUAAAUUAGCAUAGUAUACUUGAGGGGGCAAAUAUUUUAUCAAGGAAAUAUGGAAAAUUAAUUGUUUAUCGUCCGCAAAACAAAUUAUUAGACACUCGAUGGUCCUAUUUAAUGUAUGACAAACCUUUAGUUUUUUUAAAUCAUUAUUUUACCUAAUGAAGCAUUUCUAUACAUAGAUUCCUAUAAACGUGUUUUCUCUGUUGGAUAUUUCCAAUACGCUAUAUGCCUCCCGAUAUCUUUCGAUGCCGUAAUGACUUGGUUCUGAUUCUUUAAACCACUAUUUCUAAGAUAUAAAAAGAAAAAAAUAUAAUCGAUAUAAAGGCACGUGUAUCGUUUAAUACGAAUAUCUGCAUUUUUAACGAGAUUGAGAUACGAUGAUGAGAUACAUACAUAUAUAGUACAUAAGAUGGGUCAUUAGUAUUAUUACGCUGUAUAUGAUAUGUUCAUGUAAUAAAGAGAAGAAAAAUGGAAAGACAAUCAUAUGAAAAAAAGGCAUUGCAUAGGCAAUUGGGGAAUUACUCAGUGGGGAAGAUCGUUAUUUUUUAAAUACUUCUCCGAUAAUUUGCGGCAUAAGUAUCAUCUCUUCAAUUAAGUAUCGUAAUUUCCUUUGGAUAAAAGCUUAAGCAAAGAUAACGACGACGGAUCAUUUUAAAACAGCGUGGGUACAGCGAGCACGCACGACAUUUCUGUGAUAUAGGACAAUACCAUUCCAGUGUACAUAGUGUUUUUAAUCUUUAGAUGAUCAUUAAUACGCUCAAAGACUUAAUCAAAAGUUCGAAUGUAUUGUACAUAUUGUUAGUAGCGUUCUAGGUCGAGCAAUGGAAAUGCUAUUUUAUAAUUAUUUACAUAAUAUUUUGCGUACUGUCGCCUCGAAAGCCGUUGAAAUCGAUUGGUAAAAGAUACAAGAUGUAAAGUUCAGUGCGUUUGAGGUCGAGCUAGAAGGAUGCCAAAAUUUUCGCGAACGAGGCUGCAGGAUUACUAUUUUACGUAUAGAUACCAGAGAAAUAUCUAACAAUUGUAGCAUAUGUAAAUUUAAGGUUACAUGUUCGAUAAGAGCUCAGAGAAAAGCGAUCGUUGUGCGAUGUAUAUAUAAAAUGUGGCCUUCUGAAGUGUAGUAUAUUCUUACUUAUUGUUAGUAUUGUGCAAAUAGUGCCUCGAAGAUGAGAUAUAUAUACACACACACACACACCCACACACACACCCACACACACACCCACACACAUAAUCAUCAUCAUCAUCAUCAUCAUCAUCAUCAUCAUCAUCAUCAUCAUCAUCAUAUCGUGUCAUAUAAUUUGUGUGUGUGCGCGUGUGUGCGCGUGCGUGUGCGCGUGUGUGCGCGUGCGUGUGCGCGUGCGUGUGCGCGCACGUGUGUGUGUGUGGGUACGUAUAAUUAAACUAAGGUUAGCGAUUAAGCGAUUUAUCCGAUCUAUAUUGCGAAUAAAGAAAAAAAUAGUAUAUAAAUUUUACAUUAUUCUUUUCGCAUUAACUUUUGUGUUGUUUCGUGUCAGUGAUAAACAAUGAUCAAAUCACACAGUCGUUAAUCUUAAUUUAAUUCAUACUACGCUAUACGUAUUACUUUUUGGAGGAUUGAUGCGAAUAAAAGGUAUGGAAAGUCUCAUGUUGAGUAAAAUGAAAAUGUGCCAAGUACAUUAAAAUCCUCAAAAACUCGAGUUUAUAGGAAAUAUCGAUAAAUAAAUUACUUAUUAGUUAAUCGAAAUGAUUCUCACAUCUCAAAUACGAAACUGAUAAGAAAAGAUUUUCGAUUUAAUCAUCCUUCAAAAGGACAAACAUCUGCUCUCUUAUUUACCAAUUUUCGUUACUGUAUACGCGCGCAAAUAUUUGAAGAAAUAUUUCGUUUAUAAACGGGAGUAUGUCUUUGGGUUAGUCCUGUUGUAUGUUUAGACGUUACCAGGAUCCAAAAUAUUUAAAGUGCCAGCUUUUAAUGUUAAAAAAUCGUUCAUUACAUUUUACAUAUACAUAGUACGAAAGAUAAAAGAGAUUAUUUUUCAUGAUAUUUCAUUAAUAUGUCAAUUUAAAGGGAAAAUAAUCUAACGAAAUAGGCUAGAAAGUGCAACAAUAAAUUGUAUUUGUUAAAAGAGUUAUGCUAACGUUCUUUUUGUUCAUAUUUAUGUAUAUGAUAAUAUAUUAAAAUGUUACAAGACAUUAAUAUGAUAUUGAUACGCAGCAGCAUAUGUCAUAAAAGCCUUGUUUUUAAAAUUAAGUCUGUCGCUGUACAUAAAGCUGUACAUAAAGCAGCGGAAAUUCAUAUCUUAUGCAAAAGACGAGAGUAAUCUGAUUGUUGUAAUGCUGUUUGGAAAUCCCAAUUUUGAAUUUAACAAAAAGGAUUUUUACAAAUAUCUCUUUUAUCGUUUCUAGCGGAUUACACAGUUUUGCCUGUGAAUUUUAAUACUCAGGAAAUACCUUGAUAAUAACUCGUUUUAGAAUAAGCUUAAACUUACGUUUAGUAACAAUAAGUUAAUAUUUUUCGAAUAAUAAUAAUAAUGUAGAGUACUUUAAAAUGCGAAACGUUAGCAUCGGGAGGGACGGUACCAAAUAAAAGAGCAUUGUUAAUGCAAUAAAUUAAGAGGUUUAUGUUUCCUUAGCGAACAUACUGUUUUAAUAAGUAUAAUGUAUGCUCUUCCUCUUCUCUAUACUUAAGAUUUCUCGAGGAUAAAUUAACUUGGGAACGCUCAAUACCUUCUUCUUUCUUUUUCUACUAUUAUAGUUCUGAAUGCAUUGAGAAUAAGUUAAAUUAUAUUCGAUAUCAUUGUUCGACUAGAAGAUUAAUUUGUAUACUCGGGUUGUCCUAAUAAUAUUUUGUAAGCCCACUCAGGGCCGGUUCCUGUAUUUUGUCAAUUCAAAUAUAGUCAAUUAAUUAUAAAUCAGA
Molecule: messenger RNA, 8224 nt
Organism: Bombus terrestris (buff-tailed bumblebee)
Lineage: Eukaryota; Metazoa; Arthropoda; Insecta; Hymenoptera; Apidae
Product: F-box only protein 43
Exons: 2
Coding region: 267-1094 (275 amino acids)
Biological process (GO): regulation of mitotic nuclear division; negative regulation of meiotic nuclear division
Cellular component (GO): nucleus
Molecular function (GO): protein binding
Source: RefSeq, a predicted model, not a curated record